Molecule: messenger RNA, 1614 nt
Organism: Schistocerca americana (American grasshopper)
Lineage: Eukaryota; Metazoa; Arthropoda; Insecta; Orthoptera; Acrididae
Product: hsp70-binding protein 1
Exons: 7
Coding region: 119-1132 (337 amino acids)
Source: RefSeq, a predicted model, not a curated record
ACAUAUUGAAAGAUUAUGUUUUGUUUAUAUCACUAGUUCCAUACAUGCUUGUAGGAAAGGUAGUGGUAGUGUAAUUUUUUUGUUUGUAAAUUUGUGGUUAGUGUUGGAACCUCCUAAAAUGUCAUCUGAUAACAGUGGUGCGGGUGAAAAUGUUGAUAGAAAUGCAGCACGCGAAUCUCUUCCACCAGCUAUAGAAUAUCCAGGACCGAAUAACAUCACAGUUUCACCAAAUCAGCCAAGACAACCAACAACAUUGCAGGACCUUCUAAGAUUUAGCGUCGAGGCGGCAGGUGGACAAAUGACGCAGAAUAAUGCUGUUGCGAUAGACGAAGAGAGACGAAAAUUUUUGGAAGCAGCUCUGAAGAGUCUGACAUUUGAUGUGAUAGAAGAGUUGUUAAAGGCAAUAAACAUCCUGAAAAAUGCUGGUACACUGGAGCUGGAGGACGAUCCCUCUGCAUGUGAAGCAGCAUUGGAUACUAUUACACAGCAUGUUGAUAACAUGGACACUGCAAAUGAUUUCCACAAAAUUGGAGGCUUUUGUAUUUUCCAUCCAUGCCUGGACUCGGCACACAGCAGCUUACGUUGGCGUGCUGCAGAAAUCAUUGCCGAACUGACGCAGAAUAACCCUUACUGCCAGCAACGCAUUCUGGAGGCUAAUUUAUUACAGCCUUUGCUGAAUCUCAUAGAUAAUGAUCCAGCCAGCCAGGUCCGCGUUAAGGCCCUCUAUGCUAUUUCUUGUCUUGUACGUGAGAAUAAAAAUGCUCUUCAAGAGUUUAUAAAACAUGCGGGAUACUCAGUCCUCCUUCGUGCUAUGCAGAGCAAUGUUGAGAAGUUGCAGGUGAAAUCUGCAUUCCUAUUGUCAAGUCUCUGUUCAAGCACAGAAAUAAAAGAUGAGCUUUGUAAGAUGGGAUUUAUAGAACAGCUCAUAGGACUGGUUGGACCAGAGGGCAGCCCAGCUGUUGAACAUCUGCUAUCAGCAGUUGUUGCACUUGUGUCAGAUCACGAAUUAUCUCAGCAAGAGUGUCGGAGGCCAGAACUGCACCUUCGCGAUAAACUGUUCCAGAUUAUGCAAAACGUGUCUGGCAAGGAGGAAUUCAGAGCCAAGAUCUACUGGGAAAAUCCAGUUGGAUAACUUCAACAGGGGUGUCUUGAGGAAAACAAUUGAAGACUUCAGCUUGGUGCAGAAGACUGCCGCAAAACUUUGACCAAAACUCAAGAAAAAGAUUGGCUGGACUUGGAUUUUGGGUAUUAAAUCUCUGUAGAAUAUUUAGUCGUCCAUGGGAUGAAAGCGGAAAUGAAAUACGUGAGUAUGCCCAGUACUUGUUGAGGCUUGUCUUUAGUGGUGAUGAAGAAGAACGUUAGUGAAGUUUACUACUUAUAAUUUCACCGUUUGAGAACCACACUCAUGGGGGAAGGCCACAAAAAUGUGUAGAGUCUACAGGCACAACUCCUGCAAUACCCAGUUUCAGCAAAUGAAAGUUGUGUCAUUAGAUUUUAUCAUUGUUAUUAAAAUGAAGUAUUUAAUUUAAAAUGUGAAUUAUAUUUGAAAACUGUUUCAUAGAUUAAAUUAAAAAUAGUGCUUUUUGUACUAAUCCACAUAAGGAUUUUAUUGCA